This is a messenger RNA of Gamsiella multidivaricata, 3027 nucleotides long. RefSeq lists its product as uncharacterized. NCBI's taxonomy places the organism in Eukaryota, Fungi, Mortierellomycota, Mortierellomycetes, Mortierellales, Mortierellaceae. Gene Ontology annotation, molecular function: protein binding. The transcript has 11 exons. The record is from RefSeq and is a predicted model, not a curated record. The coding region runs from base 1 to 3027 and encodes 1008 amino acids.
AUGUCGCGCAGACUGUUUGCCAAUUUUUCAAAGUAUCGAAACGCGGUCGCCAAGGCUGCUAAGCACGAGGACGCCUAUACGGACUUGAAGACGUCUACGAAUGCCUCGACCGACUCGAGCCAGCUAGUCAAAGUCAGCCAGUCCUGGAUCGCAUUUAAGCACGCCAGUGGAGGAUGUGUCGGGGUCCUGCCAGUAGAACCUAUUGGACGUGUUGGACAGAGUGUUCAUCAGCUGAGUGCGCACGGUACCGGUGUUGCCGACUGGGAAUUUAGUCCAUUUGAUCCAAACAUGCUGAUUACCGGCUCAGAAAACGGCGAGCUCAAAGUGUGGCAUAUAUCCGUAGGCGAUGACGGUGGAGUCAAGACCGAUCUACAGCUCACAAUCUCAACUGGCACAGGAAAACCAAUUGAGGCUAUUCUCCAUCAUCCCACGGCGCGGGGGAUCAUUGCGACAGCUUCUCAGAGCGUCGUUCAGAUUUGGGAUAUUACUGGCAAGGAUCUAGGAUCAACGCUUUCCUCUGCAACCUACACGUUAACACACCCCAACAUCGUCUCCAGUUUCUCAUGGAGGGCGGAUGGCACGCUUUUAGCCACGACGUGCAAGGACACGCUGAUUAGGGUGUUUGAUCCUCGACAGCAGGAAACUCCUCUUCUGACAGGUCAGGGUCAUGCAGGAAACCGUCCUUCGCGCGUUGUCUGGCUUGGCGAGAAGGACCUUCUGUUUACCUUGGGUUUCAACAAGAUGAGGGAGCGUGAGACCGCUGUAUGGAACGCAAAUGACCUCAACAAGCCCUUGGAACUCAAGCGGAUGGACUCUUCUUCGAGUCUCAUGGUCCCGCUCUACGACGAGGACACCUCUAUUAUGUUUAUUCCCUCGAGAGGUGAAUCCACUAUACGCUGGAUCGAAAUCGCAGAUCAGGCCCCAUACAUGACAGAGGGCACCGUUUUUCCUGUCCCAAAUGCCGUUGCCGGCGCGGGUCUGGUGCCCAAACAACUUCUGAAUGUAAUGCAGACAGAGAUUGUCCGCAUCUUGACUGUGAGUGCCAACAGUCUCUGGCCCGUCAGUGUCAGCAUUCCGCGAAGGAGCUAUCUUGAUUUCCAUGCGGAUCUCUAUCCAGAGACGAAAUCGACAACACCCAGCCUUGAAGCACCAGAAUGGCUGCAUGGGGAGAACAAACUCGUGCAAAGAGUGUCGUUAGACCCAGGGAUGGCAGGGAAACCUGCAUGGGCGCAGCAGGCAACCACACCGCUUUCCUCGAAGGCAUAUUCAGCACCAGGACCCACGCCCAGCCUUCAGCCCUCGAGAAAGGAUCCUUUGGUCACUACACCAACACCAAAGCCAACAGUCGCUGUAUCUUCAAGUGCAUCCACGACUUCUUCGGCAGCUACGCCUGAGCAGUCUGUUGCACAGUCUGCCACGCUCACCCCUCAGGAAGUCGUCACCAAUAAACUUGACUCCCUCACUGUCUCAAUGGCGCCUACAAAGGAGGAACCAUCAGCUCCCUUGUCCAGGACUGAAACACCAGUUACCUCUCUAUCAAGAGCACGAUUCUCGGCUUCUCCUGCUGCUAUGCGACUCGCCACUCAUCAGACUUCCAAGUUCCGCUUCCUGAGUUUCAAGCCAUAUCAUAUCAGCCAGCACUUUGAGAGCAUCUCUGGAUUGAGCAUUAGCGCUGUCCCUGAGUGCAACCUAAUCGAAGUCAAUCACAAGUUUUUGGCACUACCGCUGCAAGGCACUGGAGGUCGGAUCGGGAUUCUGAGGGCUUCAGAGCCUGGUCGCGUAGGCAAUAAGAUCCCUUCGUUAGUUUGCUCUGGGGAUCUGAUGGGCUUCAAGUUCGAUCCCUUCGACCCAAACUUGCUUGUGACGGCGUCUGAAGAUUGCAAAAUCAAGGGAUGGGUUAUUCCGGACGAUGGACUUGACAAGGAAAACGACGUGACCAAGCCAGAUUGGGUGCUUGGUGCCCCUACCAUGGAAAAGAUUACCCUGGUAUUGUUCCACCCACUUGCGAAAGACGUUCUCCUGUCAGCUUCUACGGAUCGCGGCGAUCCCACCUUGAGGUUAUGGAACCUGGAGGCCCAGAAGGAGAUGAUUGCUAUCAAGGGCCACAGGGAUGUGAUCUUCAGCUGUGCGUUUAACCAUGAUGGGACCAAGAUCGUGUCUGUAUGCAGAGACAAAAAGAUCCGUGUCUUUGAGGCGUUGUCCGGCAAGCUGCUUCAGGAAGGCCCUGGCCACGACAGUCUUCGAUCGAGUCGCGUGCUUUGGCUUGGUGAAUCCAAUGUAGUUGCUAGCGUGGGCUUUGGAAGAGGCAGUCAGCGCGAGAUUUUGUUGUUCAAUGCGAAUGACCUUGGCAGUGGUCCAAUCGACAAGAAGUUGAUGGACAAUUCUCCUGGCGUACUUGUCCCUCACUACGAUCCAGAUACGUCCAUUCUUGGUAUCUCUGCGCGCGGUGACCGAGUAAUGAAGCACUUUGAGAUCGUCCUUAGUCCCAAAGAUGAGAACACUAAAGGAAAAAGCAUGUUUGUGGAUGUCGCCAGUCUUGAACAAGGAACUUUGCAGCAGGAUGUCACCUAUCUGCCCAAGCGCUACUGCGAUGUUCGGGAGGUGGAGCUGGCCAAAAUGUACCGCUUGACCUACAAUAGUGUCGAGGUUAUCCGUGUAUCGGUCCCCAGAAACAAGACCGAGUACUUUCAGGACGAUCUGUUCCCGGAUACUGUCGAUUUCGAGACCGCGGCCAUGGAAGCACAGGAUUUCUUUGCAGGCACUGUUCCUCGAAUGCUUCCAAAGAUUUCUCUUUGUCCGGUCGACAUGGAAUCAUUAUCGCACCACAUGGCAACGGCUCCAGCCGCACCCCAAACCAGCGGCAACUCGCUUGACAAGUUUAUGCAGGGCAGGCAGCAGGCGGCAGAUGAUGAAAGGAAGCGGUUGGCGAUGGAACGCAUGUUUGAGACGGCCAAGGAGUCUAAGGCCGACCGGGAUACCCUUGUUCCUGACACCGGCGUUGUCAGUGACGAUGAGUGGGAUGACUAG